Molecule: messenger RNA, 1756 nt
Organism: Nezara viridula (southern green stink bug)
Lineage: Eukaryota; Metazoa; Arthropoda; Insecta; Hemiptera; Pentatomidae
Source: the annotation of a GenBank genome assembly
AUACUUGUGAAUUUAGAGUUAUAGCCUUGCAGCAAAGAACUGGCAGGAUUAUAUCAAAUUCACUUUUUCGAUUUUUUGAGUAGUUCGCCUUCAAAUUUAUAUUUUUAAAUUUCAAACUGCUUUUGUGCGUCAUUGGAAGGUUAAAUCGAUACUAUGUAUACCAAACUUUAUGUUUAUUGCUGAAACUUUCCACAUUCAUAAAUUCUUAUAGCAUCACUUUAAUAAAAGUAUAUUAGAACUAAAUUUAGAAUGGAAUGGAUAGAACCUAACCUUCAUGGCUCACAGCUGUUAAUACUCCGUAAGAAAUACCACAAUGGACAAUAACCCAACAUCAUCUCCCGUUUAGAGGGGGAACUUCAAUGAAACACGCAAGCCAAAUUACAGGUUCUUCAUAAUAUAUGGAAAGUAGAAAAUACCGGACGAAUGGAAUCGGCCUACGAUAUUCACUCCGUUCCAAAGGGCUUCGUUCUGUUGAUCAACAACGAAACUUUCCCAAACAGCUCGUUCGAAAGAAGGGAAGGAUCAGACAAAGAUUUUCAAGAACUGAAAACACUCUUCAAGCACUUGGGAUUCAAAGUCUUGCCAUAUUACAAUCUUAAUUAUCAAGACUUCACGAAGGUGAUAAAGAGCUUCGCCAUGAUCGAGGACCAUUGGCACAUGGACUGCUGCAUCCUCUUUAUCAUGACGCACGGUCACAGGGACAAGGUGAACCCGCACGCGGUGGACUUCGUCACCGUCGACAACAAGUUCGUGUCCUCUGAUUGGGUGAAGGAGCAGUUCAACUCGGAGAACUGCCGCUCGUUGAUGAAUAAGCCCAAGAUCAUGUUCUUCGAAGCCUAACCAAAGGUCCAAGGGUUAUGCAGGUGAAGAGGCCAAAGAAAUUUCUGAAGGGCAAGAUUCCACCGCACAUCAGUGAUAUGAUCUGCGUACAUUCGUGUCUUCCAGGAUAAGAAAAAUGUAUUUAUACCGGAAAGAUGAGCUACAUAGAACGUUUCCCCUAGGAUAUGAAUCGUUCACAUUUUCCAAAACGGGGUCAUGCUUCAUACAGCAGCUCUGCGAGACGAUCAGAGCAGAAGGCGCCACCUUGCAUCUCAUAGCCAUCCUCAACAAGGUGGAUAUGAAGCUGCGGAAGCGAUUCGUCGAGAAGAGCACGACCCCCUACCAGGCGCUCUACAUUGAAAACUGGAGCUUCAACAAGCUCAUGUUCCUCUCGAGCCACGCCGUCAGGUACUACAAGGCCGCCUGGAAAACCCUCGGUGCCAAGAAGAGCGAGUCGAAGUACGAGAAGCCGCCAGCAUCGAGGCCGCUGUUGGUAAACAAGGAGGAGCUGAAGAGGGCCCUGGCAGGAGUUAAAACAGCCGCUAAUAACUAUCAGGACGAUAUUUUGGAACCUGUUGUCAGGCCUUUAAAUGAUACUCUGUUUGCUGGAAGUCAUUGGGUUUUCCAGCAGGAUUCCGCUCCAGCUGACAAGGCCAGGUCAACUCAGCAGUGGCUGCAAAAGAACAUUCCAGAGUUCAUCUCUGCCUCGGAUUGGCCCUCAGGAAGCCCUGACCUCAACCCACUAAAUUAACGGCUUUGGUCCGAACUGGAGAGGAUGGUAUGCCACAGAGCACACCCUAACUUUGAAAGCCUCAAACAAUCUCUGGUCCGAGCAGUUGAGCGCUUUCCUCGUGAAGUGCUGCGUGCUGCUAUUGAUGGCUGGUCACGGACAUUAAAUACUUGUGUCGAGGCAAAAGGGGGACAUUUUGAGUAAUUU